Apis mellifera (honey bee) is the source of this 1792-nucleotide messenger RNA. Its product is annotated as A-agglutinin anchorage subunit. Bases 46 to 1695 code for a protein of 549 amino acids. The record is from RefSeq and is a predicted model, not a curated record. The transcript is spliced from 6 exons. NCBI's taxonomy places the organism in Eukaryota, Metazoa, Arthropoda, Insecta, Hymenoptera, Apidae.
UAAACCGAGAGGGAACCAAGUAUAAAAGAUCGAAAUAUCUUUGGGAUGAUAUUCCACUCCUUAUUCAAACAGCAUACCGUAAACAUGAGGUUGCUGCUGAUCGCUCUGUUAUUUCAGAUUUAUUUGACGGUUUCCUCGGCUUUCCCCGAGCCAAAGCAAAAGAGGGACGUUCUUCCAGGCGAUCCGCGUUACGAUCAUCAUCUCGACAACGUGGUACAAGUUAAAUCCUUCGAUGACGAAUCCGUGGUACAGGACGUCUAUGGACCCCCUGGAUAUCAACCGGGCGCUCCCCUUGGUAACGAGUACUUGUCACCCCUCGCGUUCACUGAAUAUUCCACACCGGUCGCUGAAGUGGUUAACGUAGAACCUGAAAAAGUAGUAUCAACCACAACAUUCUCGGUUCCCGUUGAAAGCGUCGAAACGGUAAACGUUACACCGCCACCAACCUCUUACGGUACUCCCGUGGAUAAAACCGUUAAGGCCGUCGUAGAUACCGAAUCCGCGUCCCAAGUGAAAUCCACGGUCAAAACCGUGAAGACCCGAGUUCACGAAGGAUCCCCGUCGACUGUGAACAUCGUUGAACGCGGGCCUGCCUUAAAACAAGUAACACACUUUACCAACGCGGCGAAGACCAUCCCCUCGACAACCGUGAGGAAGAACGUUGUUGGCAAAACUCUCCUGCCCACCGUCUACGCUUCUUACAACGGAGUCCUUAACGUACCCUCUACCGGUUACUCUUCCCAACUUCCCUCCCUCUCCACGGUGCAACAAUCCGGCCUCGUCGAUCGAGCCGUCAAUUUCAACGUCCCUCUUCCCCUCUCAUCUUCCACCCAGCUGAACAAAAACGUUCCAACCGCCUAUUCCAUCGCGCAACCAGCCUUCUCGGCCCCGCACACGCAUAUCGUGCAAGGGGUCCCCGUCCACAGCCUCUACGCGUUACCUUCCGUUUCAUCUCUCCCCUUCGAGACGCUGUCUCCGAUCCAAUCGAUAUCCCCCGUGGGCACCUUGACCCCCGUGCACCCUGCACACGCUACCUACGCACAGGUGCAACCGGUCGACACGUUGCCGUCCUCCAAUCUGGUGCACAUCGUGGAAUCCGUCAAGUCGGUGAAGACCUCGUCGCCCGUGCAACACGCGGUACACGCGGUGCCAACCGUGGUCAAGAGCGUGGAAACGUUGACACCUGUGGUGAGCGUGUCCACGGUCAGCCCUCUGCAAUCGGUGGACGCCGUGGAUCCGAUCAAAUCGGUGGGAAUCGUGUCGCAUCAACCGGUCGAGACUCAACAUUCCGUGACCGAGGUGCUUAAAACGAAAUCCGUACCCGUGGUCCAUAUCUCGGAUCAGCAGGACAAGCAAUUCUUGGGCAAUUUCUUCUACCAACUCGCCAUGAUGUAUUUGCCCAACCUGUCCAACUUACGACCCCCGUCCUCCACCUCGACCUCGACCUCGACCUCGACCUCGCCCUCGUCCUCGCCCUCGUCCUCGUCCUCCCGCGCACAUUCCAAGUCGGAGUUGACCACGAGCCAACCGGUUAAGGUGACCACCCCUGUCACGCUUCUCACCGAUUAUAAUUAUAAUCAAGAAUCGAUCGUCGGUGUCAAUAAUCCGGCCUCGGCUAGCAAGCAGGUGGUGAGCGUGACGCCAGCCAACGAGUACGUUCAACCCACGGAAACUAACGGCGGAUACGUUUAUUGAAUGUAUUAAAUCGAUGGAUAUCGGUCCGUUGUUGAAAAUAUGUGAAUGUACGAAGUGUUAUAAGUAAAUAAAAUUCUUUUAUUGUAUUAAUAUCGGA